AUGUCUUCCUGGAGUAAUGGACCGAAAAGUGUCCAAAACUAUCACAGAAAAGUAGUGGAAAGCGAAGCAGCAAGGAUAUCGAGGUUGAUUGCGCAAUUCUUUCGAUUGAAAGAAUUGGGUGAAUGUGGGGAGGAGCGUUCAUUAUCCUUUGCUUCGGCGGCCGGGGGUGUUUUCUGCUCCAAAGGGUCAGGGAAGCAAUGGCGGCUUUUAUGGAUGGAUGCACGUGAGGAGUAUUCAUCAACCCUCUGGCGUUGGCGGGUUUCUGUGAUGGACAGGAAAAUCAUGGCUGUACACAGCAGUGGAUAG
This is a messenger RNA of Ambispora gerdemannii, 306 nucleotides long. The record is from the annotation of a GenBank genome assembly. Lineage: Eukaryota; Fungi; Glomeromycota; Glomeromycetes; Archaeosporales; Ambisporaceae.